Molecule: messenger RNA, 3873 nt
Organism: Bemisia tabaci
Lineage: Eukaryota; Metazoa; Arthropoda; Insecta; Hemiptera; Aleyrodidae
Product: glucose dehydrogenase [FAD, quinone]
Molecular function (GO): flavin adenine dinucleotide binding; oxidoreductase activity, acting on CH-OH group of donors
Source: RefSeq, a predicted model, not a curated record
CACAUUCAUUUUGCGUUGUUUGAACCGCGCUGGUGAUGUGCUUGUGUACUCGGGUGCCUAUGUGUUCCAUGAACAGUGACCACUGUCGUUUUAAAGGUACAAGUUUUGAUAAUAAUGAGACUUAGUGAUAACUUGUGACUUAGUGAUGACUUAGUGACCAACUACUGUAGUUCUCUUUUGUGAUUAAAAUACUAUCAGAUCAAAGAAGGGAGGCUUAAAUUCUUGUUUUUGUGCUAAAAAUAUUCAUCUGAAACUAUUGCGUUUGUCUUUGAUUGGCGAUUUUCAACGAUUUGACUGCUGAGGUAGGCGUAACGAUGACCAUGCUGUCAACAGUAAGAUCGGUUUGGUGGAUUUAUGGCUUCGAUUACAUCUUCGCUGUGAUGCUGGCGUUCUACAGCAGACUCCACCCGUAUCCAGGAACUAACUUGAUGGACGUUGACCAGCUAGAACCAGAAUACGACUUCAUAAUCAUCGGAGCCGGUUCCGCGGGGAGCAUCCUGGCAAACCGGCUCUCCGAAGAAACCUCCUGGAGGGUCCUGGUCCUGGAGGCGGGGGACCACGAGACGCCACUCUCGGAGGUCCCGGGUCUGAGCCACCGCCUCCGCGACACCUCCAUGGACUGGCAGUACCGCACGGCGCCGCCCCACGGGAACCAGAGCUACUGCCUGGCCAUGAACGACCUCUCCUGCAAGUGGCCGCGCGGGCGGGUCGUCGGCGGUUCCAGCGUUUUGAACUCGCUCCUCUACGUCCGCGGCAACCGGCGGGACUACGAUGGCUGGGCGAGGAUGGGCAACGUCGGUUGGGGCUUCGACGACGUCUUGAAGUACUUCCUGAAAUCGGAGGAUAACGCGAACCCUGAUUUGGUCGAUACGGAUUAUCAUGCUGCUGGCGGGUAUCUCAGCGUCCAGGAUCUGCCGUUUGUCUCGCCUACAGCGGGUUCGAUCAUCGAGGCGGCGAAAUCGCGAGGCUAUGAGAAUCUGGAUAUAAAUGGCAGGAAUCAAACCGGUUUCACCGUUGCGCAGGUCAACCUACGCAACGGAAAGCGCUGCAGCGUCACCAAAGCCUUCAUAAUCCCCGCCGCGAGCCGUCCCAACCUUCACAUCUCCCAGAACAGUUUCGUAACGAAACUAAACUUCGACUCACAACGGCGCGCAGAAUCAGUGACCUUCACCAAAAACGGCGUAACCCACACCAUAAAAGCCAAAAAAGAAAUCAUACUAAGCGCCGGCUCAAUCGGCUCACCGCAGAUCCUGAUGUUAUCCGGUAUCGGCCCCCGGAAACACCUGAAACAACUCAACAUCCAAGUGGUGCAGAACCUCCGCGUGGGGUACAACCUACAGGACCACGUGGGGACCAUCGUCACGUACAGAACGGACGCAGCCGUGACGCUCAAAACCGCGGACAUAUUGAACGAGCGCGUCGCCUUUGAGUAUUUCACCCGCGGGGAUGGACCCCUGAUGUCACCUGGUGGUUUCGAAAUCCUCGGGUUUAUAAACACCGAACACGCUGAUAGUUCUGGAUCAUACCCGGAUGUUCAACUCCAUUCUAGGGCACAGAGCAUGUUCAACAGUGAUGAGAAACCCUUCGGCGAGAAACUCUACAACCUCCGCCCCGACCUAUUCAUCAACACCGGGUACGAGAACCUAACAAACGAGUACCUUUUCGAAUUCACGGUGGAGGUACUACGACCAACAAGUCGUGGUAGGGUGCGCCUGGCCAGUGCCGAUCCCACAAACCACCCGAUUAUUGAGCCGAACUACUACGCAACGAAGCAAGAUGUUGAUACUAUGAUCGCUGGUAUGAGAUGGACGAUGGGGCUGGCGUCUAGUAACGCCUUCAAAAAACUAAACGCAACACCCGUCACGAUCCCGCUCCCCGGUUGUGAGGGGCUCGCGGGGGAUUCGGACGGGUAUUUCGAGUGUGUGAUGCGGCACUACACGCGGACGGGGUACCACCCGGUGGGGACGUGUGCGAUGGGGGUUGGGAGGGGGGCGGUGGUGGACCCGCGGUUGAGGGUGGUCGGGGUUGGGGGGUUGAGGGUGGUCGACGCGAGUGUCAUGCCGACGAUCCCGAGCGGGAAUGUGGCCGCGCCGACGAUGAUGAUCGCCGAGAAGGCUGCUGAUUUGAUCAAGGAGGACUGGGAGAGGCUGUAGAAGGCUGAUUAUUGAUAUUGAUGGGGGUGAUUUCACGAUAACUGGAAUAGUUUUGUCGCCGUAACAGACAACACAUUUUUCGGUCAUAUUUUGAGUAGUAUAGUAAUGAGAAUCACUCGAAUUUUUUUGCAUUAACCUACACAGGGUCACGCGUUAUAACACUUUUCAACGAUUUAUCGCUCUACUUUUCAUAAUUUUAAUAUAUACAUGGCUGAAAGUGUGCUGUCUGUUACGCUGACUUUUUACCACGCAACAGACAGCACGUUUUCGGAAUUUACAUAAUAUUAAUUGAGAAGUAGAGCAAUAAAUCAUUAGAAAGCGUUAUAUUGCGUAACCCUUUGCAGAUUAACGCGAAAAAAUUGGAUUAUCAUCACUACUAAAAAUAUGACCGAAAAAUGUGUUGUCUGUUACGGCGACAAAACUAUUCCAGUUAUCGUGAAACCACCCAUAGACAAAAAAGACAAAUGGCAAAUUGAGCGGAAUGGGUCGCUAAACCAUGAACGAAUUGUAUUGCAUUUUGCAAAAAGGAACUAAGAGCAUUCCGAUGUCGCUAAAAUUGUGCAACUUUUUUAUCUUGCAAAUAUAAAUUGAUCAUCUAAACAAGUUUUAUCUUCACUCCCAAUAAACAAUAAGUUUAAGAUGAAAAUUACCUUUAUAAAUUUAAUUUUUUGCAUGAUUUUAGUCAUUUUAUUGCAAAGAAUGUAACCCUCACAAUCCUAGUGGCAUUGAAAUGCUCUUGGUUCCUUUUUGCGAAAUGCAAUCCAUUUAUGACUUUCGAAAACAUCACUCUGAAAGUCAAUGACAUAGAGCAAUAGAUGCGCACAUGGAGAAUACAAAAAAGUAGCUCAGAGACCUAGAAAUACGCAGUUCAAAACGCGCAACUUUUUCGCAAAUUUAAAAAGCCUCGCUUUCGUGCCAAACUGAACCGAAUGAUGUAAUCUGGCACCAAUCAGAAGCGGGCAUGGGUUUCUGCGACUUCCGUCGAAUGUUUUAUUCCUACUCCUCGUAUAUGAAACCAAGAGGAAAGUCGAGACUAUUUCUUCAGAAUCUAAUCUGAAUCAUGUUAUUAGAGGUAAAUACGCAACAAUUCCACGAUGAAAUACCAUUUAUUUUAACAAACACCAGUCAAAAAUGAGAUGAGGUAGCGAUUUGACUUCCGUGGUACACCGGUGCCUUCAUUAUUUUGCCCUUCCGGCGCCCAUUUAAGAGUUCUUCAAGUUUUUGAGCUUUUUAAAAGCGAGCUUGUCCAGAAUUUUGGCUCCAAAAAUACGCGAUAAAUCACCACGUUAUCUACUUGCCCGGUGCUUGCGGAAUAUUAAAUAAAAAUACGAGGUUUAGUGGGCUAUUACUCCUGACUCAUUUUCCCCCAAAAUGAGACUUCACUUGUCUCUGGUAAACACGAUCCAAUAGUUUGAUCGAGCGAAAAUAAAAUUGAAGAACUAAGUCCGCCUUCAAUUUCGUACCUAUGCAUUUUCGGCUGCUCGGGGAUUAAAAUAGUUGUAUCACAUACUCUGGUCCAUCCUUGAAUGAGCUUAACGGAUUCUAUGGAAUGCAAACUAUGUUAAAUAAUCUGUGAGGCCUUACUUUAAUUGAAUGAGCCUCAUAUUAAUAAUCCUUAUUUUCAUUGAACUACGUUAAAUUGAACUUCCACCUUAAACCUUCAUAAAAACUAUUUGUAACAAUAUUUUUUCAAACGAAUAAAAAAAUAAUACUUUGCACA